This is a messenger RNA of Talaromyces atroroseus, 1017 nucleotides long. RefSeq lists its product as hypothetical. Bases 1 to 1017 code for a protein of 338 amino acids. The transcript has a single exon. Gene Ontology annotation, biological process: translation. The record is from RefSeq and is a predicted model, not a curated record. Gene Ontology annotation, molecular function: structural constituent of ribosome. NCBI's taxonomy places the organism in Eukaryota, Fungi, Ascomycota, Eurotiomycetes, Eurotiales, Trichocomaceae. Gene Ontology annotation, cellular component: mitochondrial large ribosomal subunit.
AUGCCGCCACGCUUGCGAUUUUCAUCCUCAUAUAUUUCCCAGCCCGUACGCCGGCAGAGGGGCCUGACAAGACAGCAAAAUGAGAUGAUACACGGCAGCAGAUAUGUGAGCACGGCUCCAGCUGCUGUAUCAUCAUCAGCCGUUGUACCUCCUCCAUCCCUAGAACAGAUGAAGAAGAGUCCAUCGCGUAUCGCCCGAACACCGUCCGUUCAGCCUCCUUCACACAGACGCCCCGAGGAACGUCGCUCACAACUCCUUCGACAAUACACAUCCCUCAUCCGUACGGCACCUUUGAUGGUGUUUUUUCAACACAACAAUCUGCAGUCAGUUGAAUGGACUGCAAUUCGCCGUGAGCUGGUCCAAGCCCUAAGAAAAGUUGACGAACAACAAGCUUCCGAAGGCCGAAGCACGACUCCAUUGGCACCCCACGUGAAAUUACAGAUCAUCCAAACCAGCAUUUUUGAAGUUGCUUUGCGCAUUGUGGACCAUUUCCGGCCGGAGAACGUGAAAGGACAGUGCACGGCAGCGGAGGAAGAUGUACUGAUGCACGAUCUUUCCCGUACUGUACACAGCGCGGUGCGUCAAUUGAAAGGAAAGCAUGAGCUGGCGUCUAUUCUAUCGGGUCCGCUUGCUGUCCUUUCACUUCCAAAUGUCUCUCCAGAACACCUCAAGGCGGCUCUCUCGAUUCUUGCCCCCAAGGCCUCUGGCUUUUCGGCUCCUACACGCAAGGCCAACCCCGGAUACCAUGAAUUGACAGUGCAAGGCGGAUUACAAAAGCUAAUGCUUGUUGCUGCGCGGGUAGAUGGUCAAGUCUUCGACCUCGAGGGCACGAAAUGGGUUGGUAGUAUCGAGAGCGGCCUCGACGGUCUUCGUGCUCAGCUCGUCCAUGCAUUGCAGGCAAUUGGAGCUGGUGUUACGUCUACUUUGGAGGGUGCCGGUAAGAGCUUAUAUCUUACCAUGGAAAGCCGGAGGAGCGUGUUGGAAGAAGAACAGAAGGGUGAGGAUAAUAAGGAGUAA